Messenger RNA from Penicillium atrosanguineum, 2601 nucleotides. RefSeq lists its product as uncharacterized. The coding region runs from base 1 to 2601 and encodes 866 amino acids. The record is from RefSeq and is a predicted model, not a curated record. The transcript has a single exon. NCBI's taxonomy places the organism in Eukaryota, Fungi, Ascomycota, Eurotiomycetes, Eurotiales, Aspergillaceae.
AUGGCCACAGAUCUCGAUGCCGCUGAGCAGGCACCUCAGCAGCUCGUGGAGAAUGCCCUGCAACAAUCCGUCGUCCCAGCCGAACGCCCGCUAUCGCUCUUCGAGUGCGUAAUUACUACUAAUGCGCCUAUCUUGGAAUCACUACUUCUCCAGAUUCCGACCGACACUAUUAUCAAGCUAUACCAUACCUCCCAUUACCUCCGAACGUUCCUCCGCUCAUAUCCGACCGCAUGGAAGACCCUCUCGUUCCGCCUGCUCUUCCCAUCGGGCACGCUACCAACCGCCCGAAUCAUCAUUCCGGGCACGUCCGACCUAGAAACACAUCGCCAGUCAAGGCCGUAUGCCCUGGAUCAACUGUUGAUGAACAUGGUGAUCCCGUUCAGUGGGUGCCUUAAGAGCCUGGAGCUCGAUAACACCGCUGUCUCGGGUCAAAUUCUCAUUUCAACCGUGUUGCAUGCGCGCCGGGAGACGUUGGUGCACCUGUCUGUCCGCGGUUGUAAAAACGUCUCUCUCAAGUACCACAUCAUCCCGUAUCUGACUAUGUUCGGGCUGCAAUAUGAUGUGGAUAUGGAGAGGAAUAUAGGAAGCUCGCCUGCGACAAAAAGACUCGCGCUGAAGAGUCUAUAUGCUUAUCGGUGCCGACAUCACCGUCGACGGCCGUAUCUUUCUGCUUCACUUUUGCGCAAAGACUCUGAUUCUGAACCUACGCAUGAGCUGGUUAAUCUUUGCCACAAACUAGGUAUCUGGACUGAUACUGCGUGGUGCACUACACCUGCCGGUAGAUGCUACCGAAGGCGCGGGUAUGUCUCCAUGAGAGUUCCCCAGGGUUCGCCUGAAGUUUGGGUUGUAUUUGAUCGACUCUGGAGAUGCAAGAACUGGAUCGGCGCAGUCGAUGAAAAGGCAGAACGGUCAAUCGUGCGCGAUGGGAAGCUCUGGGAGAACUGCGACACGGGAAGCUAUGGAGAAGCUAUUGGCACUGGGGAGGGACCUGACCUGGGCGAGGGCAAGAUGACCCCUGCGCAUCUCCGCCGGAGCCACACACACUUCAUACAGAAUGUGAAAUGCGACAGCUGCUUUGAUGAGAUAUCAGAGCGGUGCGAGCAGUGUAGCAUCCUGAUGCACUGUGUGGGAUGUCGACGAACCCUCUGCGCUAGCUGUGCCUAUGAGCGACCAUAUCUUCACCGUGGUAGUUCUGCUGUAUCGACAAGCACCGAAACGCCGCCCGUGCAUGACCCUUUGUGGUGGGCACCGGGGGCAACUCUUUCACCCAGUUCUAUGCAAGAUCCAAUUUCAAGUCCUAUAGACAACGCCCCAUUCCAAGGAGCAGCACCCACGUCACAUCCGGCCCUUAAUUUCCACUGGUGCUGCACGGAGCCGAUCUUCUCCGGUGGUGGUGGUAUCAGCAUCGGCACCCCCAGUCGGGAUGUUGAUCAAGUACGCGCCGUACCUUUGCCUCGAGGCCAAGGAUGGGAGGACCUCGAGUACACCGUCAGCGAGUGGAGCAAGACAUUCCCGAAGUACGCCUAUGGCGAUCCUAGCCAGCCAGACUACUCCCUAGAGACCGGACAUCUCGCGAUGAUGAAGUGGUUACUAGGACCGCCCAAUCGGCAGGUCUCACCCUGUCCACGCAACCUUUGCCAGGAGUGCUACGACUCGCCACAGUGGAAGGUUCACUGCAAGAGUUGUUCUAAACCUCUCUGCAUCGAACACGACCUCCGUGGUCUCCGCUUGCGCAUUUGUGGCUAUCGUGACCUUGCUUUCGAGAAGAUGACCAUCCAAACCCGAGCGGUCAACGCUUCAUCAUCUGAUGCCGCUAUCACUCAACUUCCCGGCUAUGACCUCCCAUUCCGAACCCAGCGCCAGGAUUCAGCCAACAGCAGCUUCAUCGACGAUCCACCGGGUGAUACUGUUGCAGACGACAAUCUCUUCGAGCCACUGAACGGUGACCAGUCAACCCAGUCAUUAUUCCUUCGCAACACCACUCGGUCCUUCUCUGCCCCACCCUCCAAUCACUCGGGCUCGUCAUCGCCAUCAUCCGCCUCGUUUGAAUCAACUUUUGAAGUGCAACGUUGGCAGGGAUGCCAAUCCUUCUAUUGCCCUCAGUAUCGUGCCGUCGGUGAUCAGCGGCAACGGUGUCCGAGCCAUCUCCGGGAAUGCAAGGCCUGUGCUAUCUAUGUCUGCUCCGAAUGUGUGGCGGCCAAUCCGCCCUGCAAGUGCUCGUACUGUGAGGAGAACUAUCUGUGCCCCAACUGCAUGAAAGCCCGUGCCCGUGACGGGACUUGCCGCCGUCGCGAGGAAGAAAAGGCACGGAGGGAGCGGAAGUGGAAGAAGGACAUGCAGGUGCUAGAAGGCAUCCUCGAGCUCAAAGUAGCCAAUGAAAUGGCCGAGUUCGCAGGCCAGUUCUUUGAGUUUGUCGAGCACGGUUCCUCUCCGACUCCCGCUCCGCUGGUCAGCACCAGCGCACUCAUUGACCUCAUUAAUAUCCACGAGGACAACGACGCGGGCGUACCCGAUAGCUCACGGCCGAACAACCUGACUAAUUUCCAGUCUCCUUUAUUUCUCGGAGCUCACCAUGUCGGUCCAAUCUACGAGUCGGAGUAG